CAUACCGAAAGUAGGAAAGUAAUAUUGGAUUUAUUUUAUUUUAUUUUUUAGUGGGAAAUACAUUGAAUUAUUAUCUUCAUACGUGUUUUCGUUUGAGCUGAAAUAUGUGUUUACAUUUUCAUACCCUGCUUCCCAUGAUGCUCUCGACCGGGUAAUUCAGAAGGUUGCUCUACACUAAUGUUAUUACUCUUCACAUGGUUGAAAUCAGCGCUGCUUUAACAAAUUCUAACUGUUCUUUGAAAUCUCUUAUGCAGUUUAUUGGACCCCUGUAUAAAUGAGUGGAGAGGACAGAGUACAAUGCGUUUCCCACGCUUUCCUUGGAGAGAUCCUUUCAUUCAAAAUGGUUCAAGCUCAAAUUAUGAGUGGAAAAGGUGAAAGGAAGUCUGAUUUGCACUUUAAAAGAAAGACUUUUAGUCAAGAAGAAAGCAAGUUUGUGUGUACCUCUGAAGGAAAUGCCACUUUCUGCAGCCAUAGUAUGGUGACCACAGAAAUAGUGUGUUUCUCCACUGUUACUGUUUUAGAAAAUGGACUCUCAGAACCCUGUAUCCUGCUGAAACAUAACAGCAAGAAAAGGACAAAUUUCAAAUACUCUUUGUUGCUCUUCCACUGUACAAAUAUACUUGAGCCAUGUUUAGAAUUUAAAUUACAGUAUGAAGUAACUGACAAUGUUACAGUGCUGAAUGGACCAACAGUUCUAUGGACUCAUGGAAACAAUGUUUAUUGUGUAUCUUCAAAAUCAAACAUAAUUUCAAUCAUCCCUGUGUCUUUCUCGUCAGUGAAGUUUAUUGGAGAAAUAAAAACAAAAGGGAUUGCUAUUGUUGGAGUUCGAGAAUGUACAGCAGAAGAGGAACAUGACAGUCAAUCUGACCAGGCUGUUUGGGGUAAUGAAUUGAUUGUGUAUUUCUUGGAAUCCCAAAGUAUAUUUGAUGGAGCUCUGUUUCUGCCUCAUGCAUACAGUGCCGUAGUGACAAAUUUGUUAAUCCUAACUGCCGAAGGCACGGAAGAUAAUCUUGAAACUUCAGUUGUUGCAGCAACCAGCAAAAACCAGUUAAUAUUUUUUGAGGGUGGCACACCAAAAAAAGUCUGCCAACUUCCAUUUGAUGGACCAAUUGACAUACGCCAAGCCACAACAGGUAGAAAUGAGGUUUUGUUUGUUGUGGCGUUUACUUCUGGAAAGGUCUGUGCAGUCCGGAAAGAGUGUUGGCAGGUUGUGUCCAGCUGGCAGAAUGUCCAAGCAAUACACAUUGAUGAUUUUGCUUGCUGUGGGUCAGAUCAGAUUUUAUUAAUUUUUGAGAACUCGUCCGUCAUUGAAGAUAAUUUGGAGAAUUUUACUUUGACAGAUGUUUGUGAGAUUACCUUCACAAGUAACAGUGAAAACUGCAAUUUAAGCAUUGAUAAUACACUACAGGAAAACUACUUUAUCACAAUGCAAGCAUUAGAAGCAAGACUACAGUCUGGCUUGGUCUUAACUGAAGAACUGCAAAAACAAUUGGAAGUCAAAGACCAAAUACUGAUGAAAUCUUCUAAAGCAUUAAUGAAUCUUGUAUAUGGACAAGAGUAUUCCUUGUCAGAUACUGAAGAGGAAAGAUUGGUCUCAUUGUGGGAUGAGGAAAGGUGUUCUCAGAGCUCGAGUUCUGAAAUUCUCUCUGUGCCCAAGAAGAUUCCUGAUCUUGUAGACAAGGUUUGGCAGAGAGUGAUAGGUGACAGCUGGGUUGUGGGAGUGAAUCUGAAAGAUGCAGCUUACUUAUCACUGGAUGACAUAAGUUUAUCACUUUUAAUGGGCAAUGAUAUCAGCACAGCUCCACCUGUGAUCCAGUGGAACAGUAAUAUGCUACAUUUCAGCAACAUUCUGCCUUUUGUGUCAUUUCGUCCAUGCCAGGCAGAGCCGAACCCUAAAAGGAAAAGGUUUGAACCAAGUGCUGCAUUUUCAGGUUCUGCCUAUGAUGAAAGGUCCUUUUCACAAAUCCAAAAGAGUGAGAAAUGGGCAGUUAUUGCUGUUACAGACCUCUCACAUUUCUUGGCUUUUGGUAGCCAAACUUGUACAGUGCUGCUCCAUGCCACUUUGAAGGAAAAUCCUCAGGGUGGUUGGAAAGGAGGAGAUAGAAUUGUAUUCCAAUGCAGUACUAUUCAUUUCAGUAUGGAAGAUGUUGCUCUUGGAAGAUAUUUACCCAAGCAUAUGAUGAACAGUGAGCUCCUGACAGGUGAAGCCUUUGAAGAUUUCUACAGCAUUAUGGCAGUGUCAAAAAAAUGGUGUUUUCAAAUCAUUUCCUACAACCACAUGCUGACUGAUCUUACACAGUGGUUUUCUCAAGCAAUGAAGUGUGAAAAAUUAUCCUUGAAUCCUGAUUAUUACAUCCAUACUAGUUCAGACAUUGCAAACUUAAUUUUGUUUAACUGGGAAGUAAAAACUGCAACAGAAGGCAUUUUACACAUCUUUUGCAGAAAUCAGUCAGCCCUUCUGAAAUGUUUGUAUUCUCUUGACAAGUUUCUUCCUCCCUACUGCAAGAUGAAGUAUCUGAAGUUGAACAGAGAAGGGGACCUGUCAGACAGUUUUGCAAGCUUUUUAGAAAAAGAACUGUUUACCCUCAGAGAUUCACUUUCUUCCUUAGCAGCUGAAAAUAAGCGAAAACGUAAUUUAACUUCAGAAGGCAGAUGUCCAGUCCCUGCCUCUCCUGAAUUUACCCCAGGCUUAGAACAAUACCGAGAGCAAUUUGAGCAGGACCAGAAGUUGAAUAAAGCUGGAAUGAGUCUUUUUGUAAAUGAAAAUGACUACAGUCAAGUUAUGGGAAAAAUACUUGGGGCCCAAAAAGAUACAAAUAAAGUUGUCUGGCAGCUUUCUCAGUCCCAAAUGAACCUGGACAUUUUGCAAAAAUGAAGAACUUAAUAGAGAUUUUUAAUAACUGACAAAUUUCCAUUUUCUUUUUUUUUUUGUUGUAUCACUUACCAGAAUUCUUUAGUAUGUAUUAAUCACAAAAGGUGUGAUUUAUAGUUAUCAUUUUACAAACAAAACCUACUGUUACUGUAAGAAAAGAAUAUUAUAGUACUAUAUGUUUCUGUAUAUCUGCAUUGUGUAAAUGUCCAGUAAAAUGUUUCUAUAUAUUUUUUAUAAUUUGGUUUUAUAGUGAUUUCAAUUCUAAGAUACAUCUUCAGAUGCACUUGGACAC
Erpetoichthys calabaricus (reedfish) is the source of this 3164-nucleotide messenger RNA. RefSeq names its product FA complementation group B (gene fancb). The coding region runs from base 275 to 2875 and encodes 866 amino acids. Lineage: Eukaryota; Metazoa; Chordata; Cladistia; Polypteriformes; Polypteridae. Gene Ontology annotation, cellular component: Fanconi anaemia nuclear complex. The record is from RefSeq and is a predicted model, not a curated record. The transcript has 9 exons. Gene Ontology annotation, biological process: negative regulation of double-strand break repair via homologous recombination; interstrand cross-link repair; replication-born double-strand break repair via sister chromatid exchange.